Molecule: messenger RNA, 3747 nt
Organism: Portunus trituberculatus (swimming crab)
Lineage: Eukaryota; Metazoa; Arthropoda; Malacostraca; Decapoda; Portunidae
Product: tetratricopeptide repeat protein 5-like
Exons: 12
Coding region: 453-1742 (429 amino acids)
Biological process (GO): cell division
Molecular function (GO): protein binding
Source: RefSeq, a predicted model, not a curated record
AAGUGUUCUUGUGUGUUUUGCCAAGUUAAGAAUGGUAAUAUGUGUUGGAAAUGUGUAGUUAUGUCAAGUAUUUCUGGAGUGAUGUUAUUUUGUGGCUAGUUCUUCAUUAUUAAUUUUCGGCAGCACCCCACACCUGUUUGUCACUAAUUACAUCGUGUUGCCUCGCGUGUGUUCUGGAUGGAUGUAGAGUCCAAUUAGGUCAGCCAAGCCAUAACAUUGUCAUUCUCCAGAAAUCACAAGAGUCAGGAGGUCAGGAAGCAGGAGUGAGGCAUCAGUGUGGUGUGUGCUGUGUGCUGAGCUGAGGAACCGAGGGUGGUGGAACUGGUGUGGCUGACUGUCCCUGCCUCAGUGAGUGUGGUGCUUGAGAGGAGUGGAGGGGGAGGAGGAGGAGGCCUGGUGAGGGGUGAGAGGUGAGGAAGUCUUGUGGGGGCUUCAGGAGUCACCCACUCACCAUGGCAGCCUUGGACCAGAUCAGGGAGCGGGUGGAAAGACUGUACAAGUUCCGUGAUGAGUACUUCAAGACACACGACAUCUCCGAGGCGGCGAUGAAGGCCCAGCGUGUGCAGCAGGAGAUCGACGACGCUGUUAAGCUGGUGACAAGUCUGAGGGACCAGGUGCCACCCGAAGGACGUGGGGAGCUGUACCUGCUGCAGGGGAGAGCGCUGAAUGCCACAGUGGAGCACAGUGCCGCAGCAGAGGAGGCGCUGGGCCGGGCCACUCGCUUCAACCUGCCCGAUGCCUGGAAUGAGCUAGGGGAGUGCCAGUACAAGAAGGGAGACUUCAGCAGUGCCCUCACCUGCUUCCAGAAGGCACUCAAGCUGGCGGAGAAGAAGGUGUACCUGCGCAACAUGUCCAUGCUGAUGCGUAGUCUGCCAUGGAAGACAGCCAAGGAGAGAGAAGAGAAUGUCAGCAAGGGCCUGGAGUAUGCUCGGCAGGCCUUACAGCAGGACAUGGGCGAUGGACACUCUUGGCUGGUGCUGGGCAAUGCGUACUUGGCAGCCUUCUUCACAGUGGAGGCCAAGAUGGAGUCCCUCAAACACUGCAAGGCGGCGUACAGCAAGGCGGCCAAUGACCCCCUUGCCGUGGUGCUGCCAGAGCUUCACUUCAGCAAGUUUCAUGUGCAGUGGUACGAGGAGGACUACACGGGGGCACUGCGCAGCCUCCAGAGGGCGUAUGAGCUGGAGCCGACCUGGGAGGAGUGCAAGAGCAAGUUCGACGAGUGCCACCGUUUCCUGCAGAAGUUAUCACUGAUGGUCCGCACCAAAGGACAGCUGAACCAACGUCGCCUCAACACUCUGAUGGCGGACAUCCAGCCCAGCCAGCUUGGUCCGUAUGAGAAGGGUGGCUCCAGUGUGACAGGGGGUUCCAAGCUUGAUCUGGUCCCCAUGGCAUUACUGGCUGAGGGAAGCAACCAGGACAAGGUUGUGCUGGGCAAGGUGGUGUGUACAGUCAUCCCAGAGUCCGGCAUCCCAUUCUCCAUGUGUCUGGUGGACCGCGAUGGCUCUUGCACUGCCGUCACUGUGUACAACUGGGCCAGUGGCUGUGGUGUUAAGAUUGGUGACUCAGUGGCUGUGUUGGCGCCGGUGCUGAAGAGCCAGAGCAUCAGUGUGCCGGGACAUGAGACACUCUCCUUCCGCUCCCUCCGUGUUGCUGUUCCACUGAUGCUGGUGGUGAACAAGCGGCCAAUCACAGCGUCACAGAUCGCCACCUCCCAGAUAGUGUCACAGCAGAAGCCAGAGUAGUGAGUGGAGCAGUGGACAGCCACGGUCAGUCACCCUCCUCUUGGUAGCUCUGGCAAGUCUGAAGUAGGUGCUGUGGGUACUACUUCUCCCUCCAUGAGACUGAUCCUAGUGACUGCCAGAGAAGUAGUGGUGAUGAUGGUGGUGGUAGUGGUGGUAGUGGUGGAUGGUAUGUAGCUUUUUUUUUUAUCAUUGAAUCCGAAAAUCAUGUUUUGGUAUAUUUAUUGAAUCUGAAAAUCAUGUUUUGAUAUAUUUAUUCUAUGUUUUAUGACCACUCAAGUGCAAUGGUGUUGGCUUUGUUUGGCGGACACACCACAGUACUAUCAAGGCACUUGGUGAAAGGUAAACAUGAACUAUGAUCUGUGGACUGUGUUUGUGUUUAAGUGUGUGGCUGAGCAGUGCAAUGUUCAGCCGUGUGUGGGACUUGAGGAGGCUGCUGGAAUCACUGCAUUGUGUUGUGUUGGUUACUGGUUGUGUUUAUCAUUAAUGGUGAAGGAAUUGGUAGCUUAGUGAUUCAUUGCUGGUUUGUUGCAAUUUAUAUGAUUGCCAUCUUUAUCUACAGCUGUCCUAUUAACCUGAAGACAUCACAUCAUUGAAAUUAUUAAUUUGAGUUUGACUUCUGGCAGUCUGUACCAAGAAUCUUGUGCUGUGAAGCUGAGUGACCUGGCAGUGUGUGUUUGUGUGUGUGUGUGAGAUGGUGACUGUAAGCAUACGAUGUGAUAUUUUGUGCCCGUGAAUUGACCUGUACGAGUGCGUCAAGAUGGUCAUUCAUUAACUCUUUUCAAAAUACUACAUACCUAGACACAAGUGGCUGUCCAGUAGCUUGUGUCUCCGGUGUUGGUCUGUCCAGCAUUCCGUAACAUAGAAACCUUUCUCAAGCAUGCACUCAAAAAGAUAAAAGAAAAAAUAUAUACCUUACCCUCUACUCUUGACCACAUUAAUAAUUAGCUCUUAGGAUACAUAUUGUUAUGGAUUAAGUCUUUCUCAUUAUAGUAAUACUCAUGUUUUUUAUAUGAAGCUAAACUUAAGUAAACUAAUAUUGUGAUUUUAACUUAAGGUGAGGAGAACUAAUCGCCAAAGCUUUGUGCUUGAUCUCAUAUCAUGUCGGCUUGUGCCCAGCCUUGCAGCCACUGUGUUGACAGUACUCUCUCACCUCAACUUUCUGCAAAGGCCACAAAGAUGUUUAGCUAGGUUUCCAAGAGUGCUUCUGGUGUUAACGCAGAAACCUUACUUAUCUCUUACUAGAACCAUAAAAAUACCCUUGAAAACCUGUCACUUCAUCUAGUCUUUGGAGAGUAGUGGAGGUGUGGGGUAGAAGUGUUUUAGAAUUAUCUCGCUAUGUGUUCCUCUCCACCCAGUUAAUUUAUCUUGGUAGAACCAUAAAAACAUCCUUAAAAACUUGUGGCAUUUCUAUUAGUUUUUGGAGAGUAGUGAUGUGGGGUGGAAGUAUUUUAGUAUUUUCUCACCAUGUGUUCCUCUCCACCCAGUGAGAGUCCAACUUUCUUUCUUUUAUCCUUAAGGGUGGGUUGUGGGAUGAAGUUGCUCACCACAUCAAGUGCCAAGAUUGUGUUAGAUCCCAGGUUCUGUUUCCCAAGGGACCAAAACAAGCACAUCAAAACUUCACUCCUGUAGUUAUGUAGCAUGAGAGGGCCACUUUGUUUUGUUCACUGGACUUCAGAAGCAUCAACACAAAGGAGUCAAAAAUGUACUUCAGAAAUACAGUGUUGCAAAGAUCUGUGGGCAUUGUACUGUUACGAUGAUGUGUAAAUCUUUGUGCGUUUGUGUGUGUGUGUGUGUGUGUGUGUGUGUGUGUGUGUGUGUGUGUGUGUGUGUGUGUGUGUGUGUGUGUGUGUAGUUGAAGGAAAAAAUACAUGACAGAUUUAGGAUAUACCCAUGAAUUCACUAGUAACCUUAAAUUUUAUCCAGUUUUAAUCAUCUUUAAACUAUUUGUGGUUGACUUUAUUCUCUAAUCUUUUUAAAAAUACUAAUAAGACACAUUGUAAUGAAA